Molecule: messenger RNA, 7911 nt
Organism: Ficedula albicollis (Collared flycatcher)
Lineage: Eukaryota; Metazoa; Chordata; Aves; Passeriformes; Muscicapidae
Gene: DNAJC5
Product: DnaJ heat shock protein family (Hsp40) member C5
Exons: 7
Coding region: 311-907 (198 amino acids)
Biological process (GO): regulation of synaptic vesicle cycle
Cellular component (GO): membrane; intracellular membrane-bounded organelle; presynapse
Source: RefSeq, a predicted model, not a curated record
CUGGAACUAAAGCCUUUGGAACUUAACUGAGUGGAUACGUGUGCUGCUUGAAUAAUUAUUCAUCACCUUAGGCUGGAGGACCUGAUUGGAUACAAGAGAGGAAGAUUAGUGUGUUUGGUGAGAGACAACCAUCAAAGAGCAGAAAUUAAUAAUCUGAAAAUACGAGAAGUUCCUCAAAAGGGAAGCACCCCGGUGGAUCAUUUUAGAUGAAGGAGAAUCAGUUUUAGAAGUGUGUGAACAUUGUUAUCACUUACCUUAGAAUAUUCAAAAUAGACACCAGGGGCCAGUUCUCUCCUCAGGUUAGCUCAAGAUGGCAGACCAGAGGCAACGCUCGCUCUCUACCUCUGGGGAGUCGUUAUAUCACGUGCUGGGGCUGGACAAAAAUGCCACUUCAGAUGAUAUCAAAAAGUCUUACAGGAAACUGGCAUUGAAAUAUCAUCCUGAUAAAAACCCUGAUAAUCCAGAGGCAGCAGAAAAAUUUAAAGAGAUCAAUAAUGCCCACGCAAUAUUGACUGAUGCCACAAAGCGGAACAUUUACGAUAAGUAUGGGUCUCUGGGGCUCUAUGUAGCAGAGCAGUUUGGUGAAGAAAAUGUGAACACAUACUUCGUGCUGUCCAGCUGGUGGGCAAAGGCCUUGUUUGUGUUCUGUGGGCUCAUCACAGGCUGCUAUUGCUGCUGCUGUCUGUGCUGUUGCUGUAAUUGUUGCUGUGGGAAGUGUAAACCGAAACCUCCCGAAGGCGAGGAGCAGGAAUUCUACGUCUCUCCAGAGGACUUGGAGGCACAGUUGCAGUCAGAUGAAAGGGAGGCCUCAGAUGCACCUAUUGUGAUACAGCCAGCAUCAGCCACAGAGACAACCCAGCUCACAGCUGACUCUCACCCCAGCUACCACACUGAUGGAUUUAAUUAAGUUAAGGAAACACUGUCAUUAGAAUGGAUAAAAAAAAAAAAAUACAUGGCCAACUCAACACUAGAAUCAUGAACAUUAGAAGUAGAGAAUGGGGAGGGGGAAUAAUUCUGCCACAGUAAGAAGGCAGCUUUCCAACCUGCCGGAAAUAUUUUGUAAUCCCUUCAGCCUUUUGUCACCUUUCAGUGUCGUAUCUGGACGAUACGUGAAGUGCUGUAGCAUGCAGUAUUUAAAGCAGUUUAGCUACGGUCUUAUUUGUUUCUUUUGUUUUUUUCUCCUGUUUUGUUUUGUUUUUUUUAAUAGCAUGUAUGGAGUUAUGUUAAAUGUCUGUGGUGUAACGUAUUGAGUUGUCACAAUAUCAGUGCGAUGGAGACAUUCUGCAUUUUAAGCAGCAGUCCUGGCCUAAAAAUGAGAUUUAGAAAGUGUCACAGAAGCCACUGCUCUUCUGUACAGUUGAGCUGUCGAAGACCUUUAGAAGUUGAGGAUUUUCAUUUGAGUGCAACAAACCAAUUCUUUCAUUCCUCCUUCUAUUCCUGCAUUAUUAUCUAAGCAAGUUUACAAAGCCAAGAACCAAAAAAUGCCAGUCCUGCAGAGCUGGAGUCCUCUCUAAUGCUGGUUUUUAGCUUAAAUAAAUCUACCUUGAAAAAUAAAAAGGGAGAGUUGCCAAUCUUUGAACAGUAAAUUGAAUGGCUCGUUGUGCAUGAGGCGAUCUCCGGUGACAAUGGAACCAAAACCAACUGGGAAUGGGCUUCUGUGGUGGUGGCAGUGGGAUUUCAACUCCAAGCACAAUUCUGUUGAUUUGAUUUCAGUUGUUUUCUUGUAAUGCUAAAGACCAAAUAGUGCAGCUUUGUUUCUGAAUGCAUGAGAAUCUUAAAGUGAAACUGGUUAACUGGCUCUCACUGAACAAAUGAGUAAAAUGCAGACAGUAGGCAGCAGCAGAAAUGUUUAAAAACAAUUGGUGUUUAAAAAUUUUUUCUAAUAAGUUGCAAGUUUAAUAGACAAAUGGGUUAUUAUGUGUCUUUUUUUAAAGCUUUUAUAAUACACUAACCCUUUAAUUUUUUCAUGAACAUCUUUGUGGCAUACUUAAAUGGAUUUUUAAGAACAAACCACCUUUCUUUGUGUUUAUAUUGUAUAAUUUGCACAUUGUCUUGCAUUUAAAUUUGUUUACACCAGUGUUUCUCUUUUCCUCGGAACAGCUAUGUGGAAACCCUGAAAGGUUUCCUGUACUAUUUUGAAACCAAAUUAAGACUGAAUUCUCUUCUAGAAACUGUGGUUUACUGAGGUUUAACUGUUAAAAAGGCAUUUUAGGCAGCUGCUGAAUUGCUGGUUUAUUUUGUUGUCAGUAGUCCUGCUUUAGGUGAUCCAGAGUCAGAUCUAGAAGAGCUCCAGAGAGCCCACACUUGGCACUUUCAGUGGAUAAUUACAGCCUCAUUCAUUUUGAUUGUUACAGUUUUAUAUCACAAUACCUCUACUGUCCCUUGUACCCUCUUCUCCCUGAUCUGUUUUUCUCCUCUUCCUGUGGAGGAGCUGUUGGCACCUUCCCCCUGUGUCUGCAGCUCCCUCACCAGCUCCAAGUGGUGCUUUGAAGCAAAGAUCCACUGGUCUGCACAAAGACCACCAGGAAGGGGCAGGGACCCAAAGAACUAUUCUGAAUAUAUUUUCCUGCUGUCUUUGCAUGAGCAACAAGGAUGGAGCACGUGGAAUCUGCCAUGAAACCAUGUUAAAUGUGCUGGGUAGGAGAACAUGUUCUCCCCACGGUCUCAGUGCUCAGUGAGGAGUGUUUGCACACCCAGACUUUGCUGUGGCUGUUGGUACAAGCACAUAUUUGCCUGCAUGGGAGCUUGCUGCACAUCAGCAUGAUUUUAGUACCACAUCCGGCCCCCAAAAUUCCCCAAAAAAUCUGUUAUUUUUAAUUAAUGGCUCAAUUUCAGCAGCACAGUCCUUAAAUAAUUUCUUCUUUGCCUGUAGUCCUUACAGACCUUAAAUGUGGAGGUUUAGUGCAAGAUACUUUUAACUUUUCCUGACUUGGAUGGACAUUAGUGUUUGAUUUGGGUUGAGGUCCUUAUUUAGUUAAUGUCUUUCUUUGACUCAUUGGAACAAAAAGCCAUUUUUAGGCUUAAACUAAGUAUCAUUUUGUCUGUUCCUGUAGAUUUUGCCUGAAGCCUGUUCUUGGUGUAGAAUUGCACCCUGGAAUAUGGUGGGGCGUGUGCAGGCUUUGUCCUCUCCACAUUCACUAGUUAAAAUUGCCUGUAUAUGGAAUAUAUGGUGGGGUGUGUGCAGGCUUUGUCCUCUCCACAUUCACUAGUUAAAAUUGCCUGUAUAUGGAAUAUAUGGUGGGGUGUGUGCAGGCUUUGUCCUCUCCACAUUCACUAGUUAAAAUUGCCUGUAUAUGGAAUAUAUGGUGGGGUGUGUGCAGGCUUUGUCCUCUCCACAUUCACUAGUUAAAAUUGCCUGUAUAUGGAAUAUAUGGUGGGGUGUGUGCAGGCUUUGUCCUCUCCACAUUCACUAGUUAAAAUUGCCUGUAUAUGGAAUAUAUGGUGGGGUGUGUGCAGGCUUUGUCCUCUCCACAUUCACUAGUUAAAAUUGCCUGUAUCUGCAAAACUGUGUUCUUGGUUAAAAAAAAAAAAAAAAAAAGUAUUGAGGUUUUGGCUUUGUAAAUGAGUGUGGCUGAUUGGAGCAAGUCAGUGAAUGAGGAAGGGGCUGUUCCCUGGGAGCUGUUCCAUUCUCUGUCCCUGUGUUCAUCUCAGUGGAUGACACAGAGAUGGUUGUUGGGUGUUGCUCUACUGCAGGGCAGCUUAGCCCCCAGUGCUGGGACCUGGCUGUCACUGUUAAUUUGGAAUUAUACUCUUACUUCUUAACUUCUCUGGGCUGUUUCCACAGAAGUAGAGAGGCUGGUGGGAAGCUGUGGCUCCAGGGAGGUGUGUGACACACCUGGAGUCACUCCACAGGCUCCUGACAGGGGAACUGAAGUGUAGGCAGCACAUGAGGACCAGAAGCAGAACAGUUAUCUGUGGGGAAAGAUGACAUCUAGGAUAAGUUUGCAGUUUUAGUUCUUUGCUUAGCAAGGGAUGAGUUUGGAGGGAGACUGCUUUCCUGUUGGUUCUGUCUGUGGGUGGUGUGUGAGCAGGAAAUUAGUCUGUUACGUGCCAGAGUGAUGUUAGAUGCUCCAAGAGAAACCGUUCCGAGAUCUGUUACAGGGAAUGAUGGGAAAACAUAAUUCUAGAGAAAUACUCUUGUUUUUUGAAGCUGUUUCAAGUUUGCCCAUGUUACUGCAUAAUCUCUGAGUUUAGGAUCUUUGUGUAUUAGUGAAGUUCUUACUGAACUAUGUAAGGAAGUGAUUUAAACAUUCCUUCUUUAAAGCCAAAACCGUGUCAUGGCACAUAAGUAUAUUAAUGCCGUUUUUUCCCCUCUUGGAGGGAAGGUACGAGAGUACCCCAGGCUCUAACAUGAGUUGCACUUCAUAAUGGCCAAGUAGAAUCCUAGUAAAUGCAGAGUUCUGUUGGGAAUAAUGGUUUAAAAUCUGGUGGAAAAGCUCAGAUGGGAAUUCUGAGCUUGGGCAAGGGGAGCUGCAGCAUCCCAGUGCUGCAGCCUGACCUGGCUUAGUGCAGAAUGUUUCCCUCCAAAAUCAAGCCUGAGCACUGUCCAUCUCUGUCCAGUGUGUUUCCAGAAUUAAAACUUGAGCUUGGAUUUUAUUUAUUUAUUUGUUUCUUUAAAGUUGUAUUAUUUGUACAAGUUGCCUGAGUCCUCCAUUCCAGUCGUUCGGCUGCCUCCAUCCAGCUCCUCCAGCCUCUCCAGCGCUGAUUUCCUUAGCAUUUGUAGCUUCACUGGGGUGAAUCCCAUCUGGAGAAUUUGGUGGUUAUGAUACUGAUUUAUUCCCAUGGAGAGCCAUUCCUAGCUUGGGUGAGGAGGAAAAACUGCUGCUUAGAGUGCUCAGGUGCUGGCUGUCCCUCCUGGUGCAUGGAGCUGCUGGAAAAGGAGCUGCUGGAUCUGUCCUGCCCAUCCUCCCCAGGGAUGGGAACAUCCUAAACGCACUGUACUGAAGGGGCAUUGCACCCCUUCAAUGCCAGCCUCAUUUUUUUAGUGAUUUUUGUAGGGAAUUCUUAAAUAUUUAUCUGUAUAUAAAUUUAUGUAAGACCUCAGUGGCAUCCUGUAGGGUGUCAGUUUUUGCUGGUCCCAUGCAGUGACGUUUUACAGCCAUGUUCCCUUUUUAGUCUUCUUUUUAGAUUUGUAAUCUUUUAAAACUGCUUUAGAUAUUAGCACUCCUAGUGUUCUUAAAGUGGGAUCCUCUUGGAGGUUUGGAGGGGUAGAACUGAGGAGGAGGGCUUAGGCAUGGCACAGAAACACCCAGUCCAGCAGCAGGGCUGUGAUCGGGAGAGUGCAGCUCUCCAAACCCUUCCUGUCAGCUUGUAAACACCUCACAGGUGUAACCAGGGCAGGAGCCUGACAGAAAAACUAUUCCUGUCCCAUCUGUGAGGCACUUUAGUGGUGUGGGGGACACCAGUGCACUCUGAGGGGCUGUUCCAGAGCAUUUGUACCAUGCACGUUCCUUUAGAGAGGCACCUGCUUCUCUCAACUACUUUGUGCCCUUCCUCUGGUGCCCUUUGAUCUUUUUGCCACUUCUGGAUAAUUUAGGAAAUUUAUGCUGCAGGUUUUUUGUACCCAGUGCACCUGUGUCUUGGCAUCAUGUUUAACAGGUCACUCUGGCAGGGUGGUCAGGGCAGUUUGCAGCCCCACCUCAUGUCAGUAAUUCCGAAUGGUGUUUAAAUGUAUUAAUCUUGGAGCACUGAACCGUAACCUCCCAGUUAUAGUUUAUAGUGUCAGGUCGGUAUAAACUUCACAUGCUUCAGCAUCUGGUGCUGCUUCUCUGUAUUCUAGUGGAGAUCAUCUAGUUUGUAGUGUCUCAUUGCACCAACAGCUGCUUAAAAUCUCUCAAAAGAAUCAUAGCCAGUAGCUCACCAGGUGGCAGGAAAUUUGUCAGUGUUCAGCUCCCACAAGAUCCAUGGUCCCCUCCACGAGCUGCCUUUGAAGGCUUACUGGGACUGCCUGGGACUCAGCAAGACUGCAAUUCCUGUGUUCUUCCAAGAAGACGCUUCCUUUACAAGGAGAAGCCAUGGGAGGGAAGCUGGCUGUCUGAUGUUUGCACAAGCCAAAUGCCAGAAAUCUGGAAGACGAACUUUCAUUAUGCCAAUGUUACGUGCACAGUUUGUUUUGAUGUUAAAAGGAUAGAUGCUGGGAAUUUCUGGUGGUUAUAUAUAUAUAUAUGUAUGUAUAUGUAUAGAGGAAGCUCUUAUAUAAACUGGCUGUUCAUUCCCGAGUGCCGUUGUCUUCUCUGCUCCCUCUCCCAGCCCUGUGGGUGUUCUCUUGCAGUCUGUGAGCGAUUGCUUGUCAAACCUUCCAAAAAAUUUAACAAUCUACUUGAAUUCCAUGAGCUGCCCCUUGUCCCAGCUCCUUUGGCUGGAACAGGGCUCUGCCUGCUCCAGCUUUUCUUAGGAGAAGAGGGGCAGCUCUGGAGUGACUGGAACUUGUGCAGCUGGCACGUGGGGUAUUUAGAUGUGGUUAAUGUGCUCAUCACUGAAGCUGUGAUAGAACACAUGGAUUUGGGUUUUUCCCUAGUUUUCACCACACUGGACUCCCUGGAGCAGGGCUGGGUGAGCUCACAGAGCAAGGUCCACCCCAUGCUGAGGGUGUGGGCUGCAGCAUCACGUGUGUGUAUGUAUGUAUAUAUGCACAUAUGUAUAUAUUUAUACAACAGGUGUGCACCUUGGGUUUUUCUUUGGUGGUAAAAAUGUGAGAUUUGGCUCCAAGUAGUGCUCUGAACUCAGCCAGAUAGGGGGAAUGUGUGAGUUUUGUGUGGCCACAAUUGUGCUUCUUUGCUCUCAGCUGCAGGAAAACCCAAACCCGACCUGUGGGGUGAAGGACUGGUGAUGACAUGGUGAAGGAGCCUGUUGUAUAAAUAAAUGGGUCCUGGGAGUGGGAGAAGCAGCUCCUGCUCCCCACACCCUGCUCAGGGAGUUCCCACAUGGGCAGCCUGGUGUUUGCAUGGCCGGGUGCCAUCCCUCCUCUUGCAGGUUGGUUCCACAAGGACUUGGAGUUACUGAAAUUCCUGCAGCUGAAGCUGGCAGUGAUGCAGGUGAAGGCACAACAGUUGUGGCUGAUGCACAUGUGAGUCCCACCAUGUCCCCUCUAGCCGUGCUGGAUAGAGUCACCACCACUCUCCUCCAGGGGCUGUUCCUGCCACGCAGCACACCAGGGGUUCCUGCUUCAUGGCAGAAAUGGGGAAUACUGGGGAGAUUCUUACUGCUGACACUGCUGAGGUUCUGUUUGUGACCAUCACGGCUGAUGAACUCCAAGUUUGCCAAUUCCUAACACACUAUUUUCUUGCUGGAUGCUGAGCUGAUCGCUGUUGUUUCUCCCUCUCAUCCCACCGUGUCCUGCCUUGCUGGGGCAGGAUGUGGAUGGGUCAGUUGGUGUCACCACUGACAUCCCAGGCAGUUUAUGUUCAUUUUGCAUGUGAGCAAGGCCCUGAACUGUGUAAUUCCUCGUGGGGUUUGGUUUCCUGGCCCCUUUAUGGAGCCAGAGGGAGCUGAGGAUGCCGGGAGAGACACGCCUGCAUUUGCACUGCACUUCAACUGGGGCUGGGGUUGCGGAUAAGGGGAGCCCAUCUUAAAAAAAAAUAUAGUAAAAACCCCAAACCAAACCCACCACAAUCGAAGAAUAAAUGCAUCUGAGAAGGAAUUAUAAUAUAGACUUAUAUCUAUUUUGUUAUGUUACUAAAGGACCGUACUUUGAGUUGCCUGUAAGUAGAUGUGGCUGUCUGAACUUUGUGGAUUGUAACACUCGAUACUACUGAGCUCCUGUACAUACCCGCGGCGACGGCAGAAGGAAUUAUUUUCUGUUUUAGCAUGGUAAUUUGUGUCUUGUAUGUCCGAAUAUAAAACAAAAUAAAGAUUGCUAAGUUAUCGGAAACCACUGUUGUAAAAUAAAUGUUUUCAAUGCAGAAAUGCCCA